AUGGAGAGGCCGGCGCCGGUGAGGAAGUCGCACACCAACACGGCGGACCUGCUGGCCUGGCCGGAGGGGGCGCAGCCGGAGCUCGCCGACGGGGCCACGCCGCCGCCCAACCGCCGCCCGCACCAGCCGUCGGAGGCGAUCCACAAGGUGGUGUUCGGCGGGCAGGUCACGGAGGAGGAGGCCGAGAGCCUCAACAAGAGGAAACAAUGCUCGGCCCCCAAGUGGAAGGAGAUGACAGGAAGCGGCAUAUUUGCAGCUGGAGGUGAGGCCGAGGAAGAUGAAUCCGCCAACGCUUCUGCAACACCCGUCCGAACGGCUUCAAAGAAUUAUCAGUCUGAUUUUGUCAAACUACUACAGGCAAUCAGUACCAUAAGUCACAUCUCCUUUGCUGAGGACGAGAGUGUCUCCCCCAAGAAGCCAACCUCCAUAGCCGAGGUGGCAAAGCAGCGCGAGCUAAGUGGCACGCUCCUGAGCGAGGAUGACAGCAAGCUGAAGAAGCAGGUAUCCAAUGCGAAAUCAAAGGAGCUGAGCGGCCACGGCAUCUUUUCUCCUCCAGAGGACCUCAGGCCACGCAACUCGGAGAACGGCUCGACCUCGCAGACGCCAGGGAAGAACGCACAGGUGAGCAGCAUCAAAUUCGGAGAGGCCGACGACGCCGACAGCGUGGUGAAGACCGCGAAGAAGAUCCCGACGAAGAAGUUCAACGACCUGACGGGCAACAACAUCUUCAAGGGCGACGCCGCGGAGGCCCCCGGCACGGCGGAGAAGCAGCUGAGCGACGCCAAGCUCAAGGAGAUGAGCGGCAGCAACAUCUUCGCGGACGGCAAGGCGCCGGCCCGGGACUUCCUCGGCGGCAUCCGCAAGCCCCCCGGCGGCGAGAGCAGCAUCGCGCUGGUCUAA
Triticum turgidum subsp. durum (durum wheat) is the source of this 900-nucleotide messenger RNA. Lineage: Eukaryota; Viridiplantae; Streptophyta; Magnoliopsida; Poales; Poaceae. The record is from the annotation of a GenBank genome assembly.